AUGUAAAGAAAUAAUGGAAAGUAUGGAAUAGAAAAUAGAAAAAAUGACUAAAUAUUCGAUUAUUCUAAUGAACCUAGGCCUUAUAUAAUAGCUUAAAAAAGAAAAACCUAAUAAACUACAAUAUAGAAUAUAAAUAUGCUUUUUUCAGUACUUUUUGGGUAUUAAAGGGACGAAAUAAUAGGAAAAGACUUAUCUUUGAUCCUUCCAAAUAUAAUAUCUAUUUAUCAUGAAAGCCUAGUAAAUAAAAUGCUUGAAAAUAUAUAUGUUACAACACUAGAAAGCAAUUAUUUCAAUCGGGAAUAAAAAAAUUUCGCAAAAAAUAAAAACGGAUAUAUUUUUCCUAUUUUAUACAAUGUAAGACCGAUAACAGAAGAUUUUUAGAAGUUUUUUGUAGUUUUUGAAGCCGAUGUUUAAACUAAAAACACUGUUUUUAUAUUCACAAAUGAAUUAAAUUUAAUAACUGAUAUAUCUUAAUCUGCAAUUAAUAUAUUCGAUCUAACUUCCUAAAUAUUUAAAAAAUAAAAUAUACAAAUGAAUAUAUCAUAAAUAAUAUAAAAUUGGGAUUAAGAUAAAUAUUUAUUUAUAAAUAAAUAAAAAGAGUUCAGAUUAAAUAAUUAAAGUUUUAUAUGUCGAACUGAAAAAAUAGAACUUCCAGUAAAUAAAAAAGAUAUAAAUAAUUAAAUAAAAUAAAAUAAAAAUUCAAUUAAAAAAAAUACUAUUAUCAAUAAUAAUAAAAAUUAAAUAAGUACAAAUAAUAUUAAUAAUAAUAAUGAUAAUAUUAAUAAUUUUAUACAAGAUGAUUAUAAUUUUUGUUAUUAAUUAGUUGGCUAUUCUUUUUAAAUAGAUAAAGUAUAGGAAAACAAAAUCGAAAGAAAAUUACAUAUUAGUGUUAAAAGUGUUCCAAGUACAAACAAUAUUAAUUCUCAGUAAAAUAAUUCAGAUAAUAAUAAUUUAUAUAGUCCUGAAAUUAUUAAAAAUAAUUAUAAUUAAUAAUAUAAAUAAAUAUAAGACUAAUAAAAUUCAUAAUAUUCUUUAUAAUUAAUUCCUUAAGAAAAUAUCUAACCUUAUGAUAAUAAUUAACAUUAUAACAAUAAUUAAUAUUAAAAUAUAAAUAAUAACUAAAAUUAAAAUGAUAACUAACCUUCAAAUUAAAACUUAUCUUAAAAUAAUAUUUAGCAUUAAAAUGAUUAUUUAUAAAAGUUUAUUAUUGAAUUUUAUAAAACUUCAAAUUAAGAUGAUUAUUAUGAAAAUGAAGAUAUUGUUUCUUAAUAAUAAUAAUUUUAAUAAGAAUAGCCUAGAGUAUUUGCUGAAUAUUGUUAAAAUAUUAAAACUAAAAGAUUAAUUAAUAAUAAAAUUGAAAAUAUUUUUAAUGAAAAUUACUUAGUAGAUUCGGUAUUAGAAAAAACAUAUAUAUAUAUUAUUAAACCAAAACAAAAAAAGGACUCAGAUGAAAAUGAAAAUAGUAUUUUUUAAAAUUAAUCUGGAGAUAUAUACGAAAGUAAGGAGGAAUAUUAAAUAUUUAAUUAAAAAAAUUCAUAAAAUAUAAUAAUAAAAGUAUUAAAUACAGAGCAUAAAGUAAAGUAUUUAUAAAAAAAUAUAAAUAUUUUACCGUCUAUUUAUUUAUAUUUUUUUAACAAAAAAAACAAAAAGCAUUAAUCAAUUUUAAUAUUUAAAACAAUAAAUAUAUGUUGGUUAAUAUUUACAUUAGCAAUAAGUACAUUUUAAUUCUUUUCAUGUAAAUAAAUAUUCAAAUAAUAUAAAUUAAACGUAGAUGUAAUAACAAAAAUAAAUUAAAGAGUAAUGUACUGUAAUUAAAUAGUAUCAUUAGUAUUAAAUAUGGAACUUUUAUCAUAAAAUUAUAUUAAUCAAGACUAUUAUUAAACAGAUGCUAUGAAAUAAUAAUUGAACAUAUCAAUUUAGGCUGUUUCAGAUAUUAUAAACGACUUAAAUUAAUAAUAAUAUGAUAUUUUUAUAAAUUCGUUUAAAAGAGAUCUAUAAAUGAGAAUUUAUAAUAAAUAUUAUGAAAGUGGUUAUUAAAUGGAAACUAUUGAUUAUUUAAAUAGUAUAUCAGUAGUAAAUUAAAAAUAUAUAUAUAAAUAAUUGACGAAAAAAUAAUAAAUUUUUCAAGAAGGACAAUUUAACACAAUUGUUGAUAAUUAUUAUAAUAAUAUAUAUAUUACUUUAUAAGAUUUAUCUGAACAUGUUAACAAUAUAAUAAUAAAAGAUUUAGAUUAAUUAAAUAUAGGUGUUAUAAUAUCAAUAGUUUCAUUAUCAAUUAUAAGUAUAAUUUCUGUUAUUUUUAUUACUAGUAUGACUUUACUAAUAAAAGAUUAAAAAGAAAAUAUUCUAUUUUUAUUUUUAGAUAUUCCAUUAAAACACGUAGAUUAUUUAUAUCAGCAUUGUGAUGGAUUUUUAAAAAAUUAUACUUCAAUAAAAGAAUUAAUAUAAAAAAAUGAAAAUUAAGAUUAAGAAAGUUCAGAUGAUGAAUAAAAUGAAUAUAAUAAUUAUAUCUAAACUUAUAAUUAUUUAUCUGAUAAUAAUUUGAAUGAUGAAGAAAUUCAAAGUUAAGAAGAAUUAAUGAAAAAAAGGAAAAAACAAUAAAAAAUUAUAAAAAGAAAAAAUUUAAAGGAUCUAAAUAAUUAUUUUUAAAAUAUAUGA
This is a messenger RNA of Ichthyophthirius multifiliis, 2658 nucleotides long. Its product is annotated as PAS domain S-box family protein. The transcript has 4 exons. Lineage: Eukaryota; Ciliophora; Oligohymenophorea; Hymenostomatida. The record is from RefSeq and is a predicted model, not a curated record.